CGCCGCUGCAGCAGCCAUAUUGGAAGGAGUUCUAACUUUUGUCGCUGGGACUCCUUCAGGCGGAAGAAGACACCUGAGUUCACCUGGCGGUUCCUGGCACACGGAAAAUUAAAAAAUAAAUAAAUAAAAGCAUCCCGGAUCCGUUCGCGCGCCUGACGUCACAAUGAGCUCUUUCCGGUGGAUUUCUGCGCUCCAGCUCGGUUGUUUGCAGACUUCCAGAGGUCCACAGUUGCUGCAGCCCGCUUCCGCCUGUGCGGUUCAGUGGCGCCCUCAGUCCUCUGAGGCCGUCUCAGCAGCCCGGCUGCCCUGCAGAGUAAAGCUUUCUGCAGGGAAACGCUACGCCUGGUGUGCGUGUGGUUACAGCAAGAAACAGCCGUUCUGUGAUGGGGCUCAUCUGAAACAGGCGCCAAGCAUUUCCCCUCUGCGCUUCAGCCCCGAUAAGGAUGGGACUGUCUUCCUCUGCGCCUGUAAGCAAACCAAAAACGCGCCGUACUGCGACGGCUCCCACCUAAAGGUCAUCUACAGGGACGCGGUGGGGGCGCUGAAAGGCCUGUUUAAGUGAGCGGCGCUGCCGGCGGUGGACCUGCCAGGGCAAACGACAUCUUCUUUGCUGGUGUAUUAAAAGAAAAUGACUCCUACAAUAAAAACAAAAUAAGUGGUGGCAGUUUAACAUCAAUCUGGUGGUGCUUUGUAUCAAGAAAGAAACAGGAAAAAAAGUACUUUUUAACCAAAUUAUUGACUGUAAAGCAUAAAAUAAUUUUUUUGUAUUAUCUCUGCCAAACUGUCCAUAUGAUAUUAUUGUGGUUUUAAUCUGACCAUCAGAUGACUUUUCAUAGAGUAUAUAAUCACUGUGGUGAGAAGGCUGCUGCAUGUGCAUAUACUUGCAUAAAUGUCAAGAGAUCGUAUUGCAAUAAUCUACUUUGAACUGUCAAUAUUGAAAGUUUUAUGUAAUCCUAUUUAUGAAGGUUUUUUUUAAAUAGUAAAUGAUUUCUGAAUUCAUUCAAAUUAAAGAAAAAAUAGGAUAAAAAUGGCUUGAAAUUUCUUUCCUAUUUGACAAUACAGUCAAUUAUAAAGAGUAGCCUAGCUUUUUUUUCAUAUAUUUCCUAAAAUGUUUUAUUUUGAAAUAAAGGCAUUUCAUAAAUAUAGGU
Oryzias latipes (Japanese medaka) is the source of this 1148-nucleotide messenger RNA. RefSeq names its product CDGSH iron-sulfur domain-containing protein 3, mitochondrial. The record is from RefSeq and is a predicted model, not a curated record. Lineage: Eukaryota; Metazoa; Chordata; Actinopteri; Beloniformes; Adrianichthyidae. Gene Ontology annotation, molecular function: 2 iron, 2 sulfur cluster binding. Gene Ontology annotation, cellular component: mitochondrion.